GUCGUGCGCCGGCCGCAGAGACGCACGCGCGCGCCCUCUCACGCCACUCUGGACGCCGUUUGGCUGACAUGACCGGUUCCACAGACGAACGAUCGCGAUCCACCUGUGUUCAGAGUGCUUGUCCGCUAGUGUUUUCUCUAAUUGGUGCUUUUCAGUGAGUGUCGCCGGGAAUGUACCAGAACUCGCUAUGACCAUCUCCACAAUGGCCCAAAUUGCAUUAAAUGGGUAAUUGAUGUACAGUGAGCUAAGCAACACGACAUGAUCACAAACAGUACUAAUAAACCAAGAGUUUCUACCGUGACGUGACAUUAAAGCACCGACAAAAUGAAAAACAGCGAGGAGUGUUUAAACUGACUUUGGAAGUGUUAAAUAAAAAUAAACAUUGUGAUAUCUGUUCUUAUAUAUUUAAUUUAAUUAAAAGAGACGUUUGACUUUUAUUUGUAAAUGUGUAAGUGCUAUAAACGUUGCGUUGCCUGAAGGCGGGUUUUGCUCGGACUAUCGUAGCCCGCGGCGGAGAAGCAACGGCGUCGGCGGACAUCGCAGGCAUGGGAAUCAAAGUCAUGAUGAAAGCUUUCAAUAAGCCAAAAGACAUCCCGUCGCAGGUGCCGCCGCUCACGCCUGGCACCAACAAGAAGAUGGCCGAGGCGCUGAAGGCUACCUUCGCCUCUUGGGAGAAGGAACAGCUGCGCCUCGGCGUGCCAAAAGACCCCAGACAAUGGAGCGAAGCAGCAGUGGCUGCGUGGCUGCGUUGGGCGGCGCGCGAAUUUUCACUGGAGGGCGUAGCGUUGCAGCAAUUUGCGCGCGCGCAGGGCAAGGACAUAUGCGCCAUGGGCCGCGAGGAGUUCGUCGCGCGCGCGCCUGCUUUUAUGGGCGAUAUCCUAUGGGAACAUCUCGAAAUAUUACAAAAAGAUGUAGAAAAAGAGCGUUCCUUAUUGGCCAACGUACCGCCCAAUAUGUACGAGAGCAACGUAUGUUUGCCGGAACUGCCGGAUUACUUACCCCCGCCCGGACAUCACUACAACAACAACAACAACACUGGUGGGUACACGACAGGUGGCCCUCGCGACGCGACCCCUUACUACACGGAGGCGAGCGCAGCGUCGACAGGCGCAGGCGCAGCGCCGGCGGCAGCGUCGCCUCUCGACGAGUACUACCAGCCGGAGUACCCGCCCCCCGCGCCACCAGCGCAGCCCUACCUCGAAGAUUACUACCACCACGCGCACGCGCACACGCAGCCCCUACUAACACACGAACCCAAAUACCAGCCACACGCGUACUCCAAACCUUACCCCCGAAGCACUGGUGGAAGGUACGGCGGAGAAGGUUAUGGCGAGAGCUACGCGCCAGAAUACGGUGGCGCGUGCACAGAGUGGGCCGAAUGGCCGAGCGAGCAGCACCCCCUCAUCCCCCAGGACAAGCUCGCAUACCCUGCCUCUGGACCCUGCUUCACCGGAUCAGGCCCCAUCCAGCUGUGGCAGUUCCUACUGGAGUUGCUCACCGACAAGAGUUGCCAAGGGUUCAUUUCUUGGACUGGCGACGGCUGGGAAUUCAAGCUCACCGAUCCCGAUGAGGUGGCAAGACGCUGGGGCAUACGGAAGAACAAACCUAAGAUGAAUUACGAGAAACUGUCGCGCGGCCUCCGCUAUUAUUACGACAAGAACAUCAUCCACAAGACUGCUGGCAAACGCUACGUGUACCGCUUUGUAUGUGACCUGCAAAGUUUACUCGGAAUAUCACCGGAGCAACUUCACGCGAUGUAUGAACCCAAAAUGGAAAAGAAAGACGACGACUGAAUUCGCCUUCAACGCGCACUCAACCUCGACCCGCCUCACCUCGCGCGUGGUCAUCCCUUCAUCACCUCUCACACACGGAGACGUACUAAACACAACUGCUGUUCUAAAUACAAAAUUUUAAAUGCCAUCAUUU
Diatraea saccharalis (sugarcane borer) is the source of this 1926-nucleotide messenger RNA. NCBI's taxonomy places the organism in Eukaryota, Metazoa, Arthropoda, Insecta, Lepidoptera, Crambidae. The record is from the annotation of a GenBank genome assembly.